This is a messenger RNA of Drosophila kikkawai, 2961 nucleotides long. Its product is annotated as U2 snRNP-associated SURP motif-containing protein. NCBI's taxonomy places the organism in Eukaryota, Metazoa, Arthropoda, Insecta, Diptera, Drosophilidae. Gene Ontology annotation, cellular component: nucleus. Gene Ontology annotation, biological process: RNA processing. The record is from RefSeq and is a predicted model, not a curated record. Gene Ontology annotation, molecular function: RNA binding.
CCCCUUCGGCCACACUAGCUGGCAUUUUCGCUGUAUCUCCGGAAAAUGCAGAAUUAAACAGUCGGAAAAUGAGCAAGCCAACAAAUAAACCGAAGGAACCGGCGGCGGUGGCUGCAGCUGCCUCUGCCAGCUUGAAGCGGAUAAGCGAGAAAAAGCUGGAGGCCUUUACGGUGGGCACGUUCUCGAAGCGGCAGUUGUCCAAGAAGGAAAUCGAGGAGCAGAAGAAGAAGGAGGAUGCGGCUGCUGCGGCACAUGCCUUUGUUGAGUUCGUGGAGACGUUCCAAGACGCGCCCACACCCUCCUCCAAGGUGUGGGUCAAAGCCGGCACUUACGAUGCAGGAUCGCGGCGCGAGGACAAGACGGAGAAGGGAAAGCUCUAUAAGCCCGGCUCCAAGCUGCUGGAGAAGAGCUCCGCUGAGAAGGCUGAGGAAUAUGCCAAAGUUCUGGCCUCGGAUCUCAAAAAGGAUGCAGGACCCUUGAAGAAGAAAAACCAGGAAAAGAAGAAGAGCAACUUGGAGCUGUUCAAGGAGGAGCUGAGACAGAUCCAAGAGGAACGAGAAGAGCGACACAAGUACAAACACCUGGCCGUGUCCCAUGCCCCACCACCACAGCAGCCAGCGGCUGCAGCUCCAAGCAGCAGUGCCUCCACCACCACCUCCCAGGCCUCGAACAGCUCACGGGACUCUGGAUCCUUCGAUACCGGCGAUCCAAACACCACCAACCUUUACCUGGGCAACCUGAAUCCCAAGAUAUCCGAACAGCAGCUCAUGGAAAUCUUUGGGCGCUAUGGUCCCUUGGCCAGCAUCAAGAUUAUGUGGCCGCGUUCCGAGGAGGAGAAGCAGAGAGGUCGCAACUGUGGCUUUGUGGCCUACAUGAGUCGCAAGGAUGCCGAACGGGCGCUGAGAACACUCAACGGUCGCUACAUUAUGGGCUAUGAAAUGCGUUUGGGAUGGGGCAAGACUGUGCCCAUAAUGAACACUCCCAUAUUUGCCCCACAAGCAUUGCUGGAAAUGACACUUCCGCCGCCACCAUCUGGCCUGCCUUUUAAUGCCCAGCCACCGCCAAGCGAAGCUGAUGUUCUGCCCAAGAAAAACUACAAGGAGUUUGAUAAAGAUGAGGACAAGGAGAAUAUGGAGAGGAUUCUCUCCAAAUGCGUGGUCAAGGUCCACAUUCCCACAGAGAAGGCCGUGCUCAAUGUUAUUCAUCGCAUGAUCGAGUUCGUCAUUCGCGAGGGACCCAUGUUUGAGGCUUUAAUCAUGAUACGCGAAAUGGAGAAUCCAUUGUUCUCGUUUCUGUUUGAUAACGAGAGUCCCGCUCACAUUUAUUACCGGUGGAAGCUCUUCUCGCUGCUGCAGGGAGACACGCCCAAUGAGUGGAAAGAGAAUGAGUUUCGCAUGUUCAAGAACGGGCCGGUUUGGAAGCCACCCAUUGCCAACUUCUAUACCCAGGGAAUGCCCGAUGAGCUAGUGGUGGAUCCCGAUGCUCCUGUGGUGCAUAAGGGCGCCCUGUCCAAUGCUCAACGUGAUCGUCUUGAGGAUCUGAUAAGACAACUAACCCCGGAACGGGCCCGCAUCGGGGAUGCCAUGAUCUUCUGCAUUGAGCAUGCCGAUGCUGCUGACGAAAUAUGCGAAUGCAUUGCCGAGUCUCUUGGCAGCCUCAAGACUCCGGCAUCGAAGAAGAUUGCUCGAUUGUAUCUGAUCUCAGAUGUACUGCACAACUGCACGGUUAAGGUGGCAAAUGCAUCUUUCUUUCGCAAGUCCGUGGAGAAACAAUUGAUGGAUAUAUUCGAAAAUCUGCACAGCUAUUACUCGAACAUUGAGAGUCGCCUGAAAGCAGAGGGCUUCAAGUCCAGAGUCUGCAAUGUCCUUCGCACCUGGGAGGAAUGGACAAUCUAUCCCAAGGAGUUUAUGGCUCAGCUAAGAGCCAAAUUUCUGGGCAAACCGUAUGUAAUGCCGGCUAGUUCAUCGCCUCAGGCAGAGGAAACACCAUCUGAGGAGGCUUUGGAGGAAGAUAUCGAUGGGGCCCCACUCUCUGGUGAGGAGAAGGAUGACGAGGACUUGGACGGUGUCCCGCUGGACGGUGCUGCCUUGCUCAAGAGUGCCUUGAAGCGGGCCUUGCCAGAUGCUGCCACGCCACAGCGAGGAACUCCCAAGAAGGAUGAAUACCUGGAUGAAAUAGAUGGCGUACCUCUUGAAGAGGACUUUGAUGGUGUCCCCAUCGAAAAGGAAACUAAGCCUCACGUUAAAAUGCCAGGAUUUAUACCUUCGAAAUGGGAAACUGUUGACCCGCAGCAAGUGGAAGCCCAGGCUAUUACCACCAGCAAGUGGGACACACUCGAUCCCCCGGAUCCGCCCAAGUUUUUCAGUUCCGAUGAUGAAAGCGAGGAUGACAACUCCCAGAAGUAUAACGAUGAGAAGCGUCAGAAGCUGCGGGAGAUUGAACUCAAGGCCAUUCAGUACCAGGACGAACUGGAGUCGGGCAAGCGGCGAGUGGAGCCCGGAUGGUCGGUGGCAGAGCAAGUGGAGUAUUUCCGCAAGCGUUUGCUCAAGCAGGACUCCAGAUCUGAUUCUGCCGUGGAUUCUCCCUUGAGCUACCUGCACGCAAAAUCAAAGAGCUCCAAGCUUGGUGAAAGCCCUGCUCAGCCAAGCAGUAGCACUCUAAAAAGGUCACACUCGCCCUACGCAGAGGCCAAGCGUCGCGAAUACUCGCCGACCAACUCCCGCUCCUCGAAAUCCUCCAAGCGCCAUAGGUCGCGUAGCUCGUCUGGAUCACCGAGGCGUUACUCAGAGCGAUCAGCGCGCAGCUCCCGUAGCUCUCGAAGGUCUACGUCUCCCUCCGCCUCGCGGUCUAAUCGAAGAGAAGAUUCGCCUCCCUCGAAGCACAGCAGCGAUAAGCACAAGCGCAAGCAUAGGCACUAGAUUGUAUGACUUUUAAUUAAAGGACUUAAUUAAACGUAAAUUU